AUUAAAGGUGAGUUUAUGAGUGCGCGCGUGUGCGACGCAGCGGACGUAUACAAAAUCUUAGUGUUUUAUCGAGCUGCGUGAAAUGAACUAAGCGAACAGGAAACGCCAGUCGAGCUUCCUUUUUGUGGACCAAAGAGAACACUCUCAUUCACCAUGGGCCGGCUGGAUGAUGCAGCAAAGCACAAAGUGGUAGAGCUGAGGAAGGCUGGCCUGAGUUUGCGUAAAAUCAAAGCUGUGCUGGAGCUGGACAACAUCAAGGUUUCUGCUCAGGCCAUCUACCUGUUCCUGAGGGAGUUCCAGGGGAGGCCGCCAGGGAGGGUGAGACCUGUGGAGCCUGGAAGUACAGCACAGGGGCAAACUCAAACCGGGGCAGUACAACAGAGCUGGAGCAACAUUCAGAUCCAAAACCUUCUACCGUCUCAACAUGCUGGCUUUGCAGCAGCUGCUGACUUUGCCAAACAGACUUCCACCAACUCAGAGGGUACUGCAACUUCCUCUGGGGAGACCAAUGGAGGCAGCAGGAAAGAACAGCAACCUCAGGCAAAUAAGGAAGAAAAUGACAUCCAGAUUGUUAGUGUCACAUCACUCGCACAGCAGAGCCAACAGAGGGCUCCCCAGUCCACUGUACCAAGGUCAGAAACUGGUGCUAUAACUUCCACACCAGCCACUUCUGGAGUAUUUGUGCGGCGAAGAGUCACCCCUUCUCCAGCCACGAGUUCGAUCUUGGCAGCUCGAAAGAGACUUUUGGAUAAAGCAUUAUCACACAGAAUGAAGCAGUUUUCAACAGUGGCAUCAUUGUUGAGGAGAGAUCACACAAGUGUCCAAGGUGCUGAUCUGAGGAAUGCUGUGCCACAACCACCUGAAACCUAUGAUCUGACCACUGAAGAGACUGUUACAGGGGGUCAGCCUGGAAGUGGCAGCGCCCCUAGACGUUCUCUCACCCAGAGACCAGGGCUAGCUGUCCGUUCUCUUCCUCCUGCUCCUCCUCCUCCUCCUCCUCCUCCUCCUCCUCCUCCUCGAGUUGGGAUUCGUCUUUCUAACCGGCCACAAGUACCUUUGACAUCUGCAUCUCCUGGGGGCGCCGUUAUCCGCAUACAGGCCCCUGGGGGUCAGGGUACCCCUCGUGGUGAGGGGAAUCUGAGUCCUCAGCAGGUAGUCCAGGAUGCUGGAGUCAGAGGCGGUUUGCAGGAUCAGAUUCAGAGUCUGGGCUCUGAGGUGCGUGGCUUGGGCCUGGCUGUAAAGAUGCUUGUGGAGCAGCAGUGCCGUCUGGAGAGGGAACAAUCCCAGCAGACCCAGAUUCAGAAGCAGAUCCUCAGCACUCUACAGACCAUUGCCUCCAAAAUGGGACAUUGUAGCAGUGUUCAGAAGCCGCAAAACAAAACUCCAUCACCCUCUGCUUUGCCAGCAGCUUCUGCCUCUACCUCAUUUAGUCAAGACACCUUCAGUUUUAGUCAAGGAACCUAUACUCAGUGUAGCCAAACCCAGUCUAGCUACAACUCUUUAGAAAGCUUAGAAAAUGUAGAGGCCUUUAAACUGCCAGGACUCAGCCCUACAAGCAUGAAUGGGUUUCCACCAUGUAGCAGUGCUGACAGCCUUCCUCUUACUCACACCCCUCCUCAAACACAAACUUAUGCAGCUGCAUAUCAAACCAGUCAAACACUCAUGCCUUCCUACACACAACCCUAUGUCUCGACAUACAGCAUAGAGUCACAUCCUCAGACGUUUAGAGCAUUAGAUAGUAAAACAUCUGAUUUCCAAAGUAGUUGCUCAGCACAGCCUUUCCAGGACUGCAGUGUUUCCACCCAAAGAGCGCUGAACUCGAACCACUCUUCACAGGAUCAGCAGGUCAAUAUUAUAAAAGUGGAAGGACCUUAGAGGGCUUUAGUGUUUGAGGACCACAAGGGCUUUGAUGUGCUUUGUUUUCAGAGUGACUGUAUCGUUGUGAACAUGUUUUACAUGUAACAAUAAACGAUGUAGCAAUUUUUAAAAAUGUAUUCAUUUUCAAAGUACAUUUUCAGAAAGUACAAUUAGCAAUAGGAUAAAUUGAUUACAGUCAUUUAGUAAUAUAAUUU
This is a messenger RNA of Archocentrus centrarchus (flier cichlid), 2072 nucleotides long. RefSeq names its product ecdysone-induced protein 75B. Bases 154 to 1875 code for a protein of 573 amino acids. NCBI's taxonomy places the organism in Eukaryota, Metazoa, Chordata, Actinopteri, Cichliformes, Cichlidae. The record is from RefSeq and is a predicted model, not a curated record. The transcript is spliced from 4 exons.